Lycium barbarum (goji berry) is the source of this 621-nucleotide messenger RNA. RefSeq lists its product as uncharacterized. Lineage: Eukaryota; Viridiplantae; Streptophyta; Magnoliopsida; Solanales; Solanaceae. Bases 1 to 621 code for a protein of 206 amino acids. The record is from RefSeq and is a predicted model, not a curated record. The transcript has 2 exons.
AUGUUUUCUCUUCUUACACCGAGUGAUGCUGUAUCGGUAAAAGAAGGAUCGUCUGGAGAAAACGAAAACCAAAUUUCUCAUCUUGAUGAUGGGGGCUGGACUCUCGUAACUCGUCGCAAGGGCCGGAAAAUAGCUUCAUGUUGUACUGUUGACGAGAAGGAAGCGAAAAACGUGCCUUCGUCAUGUCCAUCAUCAGAAGACUCUGCAAAGUCAUCUCCUGAAGUCGUAGAUGCGUGCAUGGCCAAAAUCACAUUCACCAAUGAUGACCUUCUACUCAGUGACACACCUCAUAAUCGCCCUUUAUUAAUGAUUGGGUUUGCACGUGAGCAAAAGGUGAAUAGAAUUCUAAUCGAUGAUGGAUCUGGAGUUAACAUCCUUCCUAUUCACACAAUGAAGGAGCUUGGAAUCGCAAUGGAGGAUCUUUCCAUAAUUCGUUUGAUGAUCCAAGGAUUCAACCAAGGGGGACCAAGAGCCAUAGGAGCUGUCAAAGUAGACAUCACCAUCGGCGAGUUGCAAUCCAUCACGUGGUUGCAUGUGAUCGAUGCAAGGACUUCGUAUAACAUCUUGCUCGGUAGGCCUUGGGUACAUGAGAACAAGAUGAUCCCCUCAACCUACCACUAG